Molecule: messenger RNA, 3321 nt
Organism: Rattus norvegicus (Norway rat)
Lineage: Eukaryota; Metazoa; Chordata; Mammalia; Rodentia; Muridae
Gene: Adgre4
Product: adhesion G protein-coupled receptor E4
Exons: 17
Coding region: 96-2147 (683 amino acids)
Biological process (GO): cell surface receptor signaling pathway; G protein-coupled receptor signaling pathway
Cellular component (GO): plasma membrane; membrane
Molecular function (GO): calcium ion binding; transmembrane signaling receptor activity; G protein-coupled receptor activity
Source: RefSeq, marked validated
GUUGAUGAGAAUGUUCCAGACUGGGUAAGAAGCAAAGGCCUAUCAUCUCUGGAGAACACUCAACCAGCCCCACUGAAGAAAUUCCCAGAACACUGAUGGUGGCAACUGGAGAUAUGGGAAGCCGGUGCCUGCCACAAGCACCAGUUCUUUCUAUGCUGCUUAUCUGGUCAAUAUUACAAAUGAUGACUAUUUCAGCUUCCUGCCCUCAGUGCAAUGAAAAUGCCAUCUGCUUCAAUAGCACUCACUGUAUUUGUAAAGAAGGAUUCUGGACAGGCUCAGAGAAUAGAAGAAUUAUUGAGCCCCAUGUAAAAUGUCAAGAUAUUGAUGAGUGUCGAUUGGAAGAAACUUUGUGCAAGGAUGUAUCAUACUGUAGAAAUAAAAUUGGGACUUACAUAUGCAGCUGUGUAGUAAAAUAUCCUAUAAUUAACUGGGUAGCUGCCAUUUUUGAUAUUGAUCAUCCUGAUUGUUAUGUGAACAAGAGCAAUGAAAUUGGAUCGAAAGCAGCAUGUACUUCGGGAGUACUGUAUGACUGUAACUCUAAAGAGGAUGUUGCAAAAGGGGCUACCGUAUAUCUUCAAAACACAGAACGUCACAUCUUAAAUGAAAACUCAGAUACACCAAUAAAGAGUUCUACACGGGAUAUAGUGUAUGAAACUAAUAAAUGCAAGAAGACAACUAUUUUGGAAGCUGGCAACAACACAAUGAAGAUUAAUUGUACUAGUGUCCUCAAAGAAAACAAGAAUAGAGAUGAAACUACAGUGGCUUUUAUUGCAUAUAAGUCUCUUGGGAAUCUUCUAAAUGGAUCAUUUUUUAGAAAUAAAGAAGGGUUUCAGGAAGUAAAAUUGAACUCUCAUAUUGUUAGUGGAGCCAUUCGCUCAGAAAUCAAACCUGUGCUAUCUGAACCUGUAAUCCUGACUUUACAAAAUACUCAGCCCAUUGACUCAAGAGCAGAACAUCUCUGUGUCUAUUGGGAAGGAUCAGAGGAAGGGGGUAGCUGGUCUACUAAGGGCUGCUCGCACGUGUACACCAAUAAAUCCUACACAAUUUGCAAGUGUUUCCACCUGUCCAGCUUUGCUGUGCUUGUUGGUCUAUCCAAUGAGGAGAACGCUGUGCUUUCUGCACUCUCUGUGAUCACCUAUGUGGGACUCAGUCUUUCUCUCUUGUGCCUAUUUCUGGCGGCCAUCACUUUUCUCCUGUGCCGGCCCAUUCAGAAUACCAGCACGACACUCCACCUACAGCUCUCCAUCUGCCUUUUCCUGGCUGACCUCCUCUUCCUCAUAGGCAUCAACAGAACUAAGCCUAAGGUGCUGUGCUCAAUCAUAGCAGGAAUGUUGCACUAUCUCUACUUGGCUUCCUUCAUGUGGAUGUUUCUGGAAGGGCUACACCUUUUCCUUACUGUGAGAAAUCUCAAAGUGGCCAACUACAGCCACUCAGGCAGAUUCAAGAAGAGACUCAUGUAUCCUGUAGGAUAUGGGUUUCCUGCCCUUAUUGUUGCUGUGUCUGCAAUAGCUGGUCACAAGAAUUAUGGAACAUACAACCACUGCUGGCUCAGCCUUCAUAGAGGAUUCAUCUGGAGCUUCUUGGGGCCAGUGGCAGCCAUUAUCUUGAUAAACCUGGUGUUCUACUUUCAAGUUCUAUGGAUUUUGAGAAGCAAACUUUCUUCUCUCAAUAAAGAAGUUUCUACACUUCAAGACACAAAGAUUAUGACAUUUAAAGCCAUCGUUCAGCUAUUUGUAUUAGGAUGUUCUUGGGGCAUUGGCUUAUUUAUUUUCUUUGAAGUUGGGAAGACAGUGAGAUUGAUCUUUGCCUAUCUGUUCACCAUCAUCAAUGUCCUGCAGGGUGUUUUGAUAUUUCUGGUACAUUGUCUGCUUAAUCGCCAGGUGCGAAUGGAGUAUAAGAAGUGGUUUCAUAGGCUGCAGAGAGAAACUGAAAGUGAAAGUACGGAAUUGUCUCAUUCUACUACUCACACCAAAAUGGGUUCUUCUCUGAAAACGGAAAAUUUCUGCCAAACAGGAAAUCUACAUGACUCCAAUCCUCAGAAUACUAGAGCUGUAGGUUUAUAUUCAAUGCCAACUAAAUUUGACCUUGGUGCUGAGGAUCUGAACUCGGGUACUCAUGCUUACUGGAACAGAGUUGUUAGUGACUGAAUCUACUCCUUCUCCAAGCCUCUUAUAGUGAUUUUUUUCACUAGUACUCUGUCAUGCACAUAAAACCACAUUGCUAGUGUGGUUAAAAAAAAAAGAACAUUGGUUAUUGGUUGCACAUUCGAUGAUCAUUUCAUUUUAUCUCUUCUUGAAAAAUUUAGAUUUCUUUCCCUACAUAUCAUUUUAUAUUUCUCUUUCUUGCCUUCAUCUAUAGCUUUAAUUGGUGAGUUACUAGUCUUAAUGUUCUAGAUCACUGUUUUCUUUUCAAUUAACUUUUAUUGGUAUUCACUUCCUUUAUAGUGUAUACCGCUGGAAUAUUUUAAAUUAUUUCUUUAAUUUUAAGGUUACAAGAUAGUUACAUAUUUUUUCCUUUUUUCUCCAAGUCUCAUGUAUAUGUUUUUCUUGGUAUUCUUGGCAUCUAUUCUCAUUAAUUUUUUUAACCUGCAUAUAUAUAUGCUAUGCAUCACACCACACACACACACACACACACACGCACACACACACUCACGUAUAUGCAUAUAUGUAAUAUACAUAUGUACAUAUAUAUAUUCUUACAUGCAUGAAAACAAUCUCCUUGUUCUAAAUAUUUCUUCUAUGUAUGUUUUCAGAAGAGGGUUAAGGACAGCCCACAGGGCCUAAGUCUUAUACAAAGAAUCAGAGGCAAUUGCGAAAUGGUGAGUUGAAGAAAUAGUCUUACCUAGGGAAGAGGAUAUUAACAAACUAUCUAAUACAAAAUCUUCAGCCCCCAAAUUAUUAAGAUAUGAAGGCCUAUAUGGGUCUAAGGAAUUAUCUACAUUGAGAGUCCUUGAAAGACCACACCUUUAAGGGAACAUCAUCUGCAUGGUGAUUCUGUGUUCUGAAUAGGGCAUAUUGCAUGUCUAAGUGUUGACAGGUUUAAUUAUAGCAUUUUACAUUCAGUGUAUUUUGCUUUGGUGUAGUGAAUAAUACUCUUAUUUCCUUUUAUUUGACAUCUUUGUUAUUUUUUUCCUGGUAAUAUUUUAUUCAACAAGAACCUAGAACCUUAGUUUAUUACCUUUUCUUCCAUAGAAUAAUUACAUUAUCUUCCAGGAUUUAAUAUGAUCAGUAUUUCUUGUUUGCAUGUAUCAAAUGUCAUGAUGAAACACAUUACUGUGUAAAAUUAAUAUCUGCCAAUAAAUCCAAGAGAAAUAGAAUACCA